Messenger RNA from Nymphaea colorata (pocket water lily), 1816 nucleotides. Its product is annotated as inner membrane protein PPF-1, chloroplastic. Gene Ontology annotation, biological process: protein insertion into membrane; thylakoid membrane organization; protein localization to chloroplast. Lineage: Eukaryota; Viridiplantae; Streptophyta; Magnoliopsida; Nymphaeales; Nymphaeaceae. Gene Ontology annotation, molecular function: membrane insertase activity. The record is from RefSeq and is a predicted model, not a curated record. The transcript has 11 exons. Bases 189 to 1520 code for a protein of 443 amino acids. Gene Ontology annotation, cellular component: chloroplast thylakoid membrane.
UAUAUUUCGCAGAAGCUGUCCCUGCGCCAUCCAAAAGGAGAUUAUCUCUCUCCCCUCUCUGGCUCUGCUGUCUCUGCCUCGCUCCCUUCUUUCUCUCUUCCUUGACGACGAUGGAACUCUAGAAAUCGGUGAAGAGAAAGAGAGGGGAAGCUCCAGAGCAAGAGAGGAAGCGAGAUAAUAAGGUGGUCAUGGCGAAGGCUCUUAUCUCAUCAUCCUCCUUCCUGAAAACGCCCGUGCUUCCUUCCCUUCACCGCCAUGGUUGUCCUAAUCUCCGGCUGCGGAGAAUCGAUACCCGUAUACGGUUUAGUUUACAGGAGCUCUCUCAGAUAGAUUUUGAGUACGUAGCUGCCAGAGCGGAAUCCAUUCUCUACACUCUGUCGGAUGCUGCCGUCUCCGCCACCGCCACCACCACUACUUUGGAUUCGACUACAGAUGUCGCGCAGAAGAACGGAGGAUGGUUCGGGUUCAUCUCGGACGCCAUGGAGGUCGUUUUGAAGAUUUUGAAGGACGGGCUUUCAGCUGUACACGCUCCUUAUGCAUAUGGUUUUGCAAUCAUCUUGCUAACAGUAAUAGUUAAAGUGGCAACGUUUCCCUUGACGAAGAAGCAGGUGGAGUCAACAUUGGCCAUGCAAAACCUUCAGCCAAAAAUAAAAGCAAUCCAACAAAGAUAUUCUGGAAAUCAGGAAAGGAUACAACUUGAGACAUCCCGUUUGUACAAGCAAGCAGGAGUUAAUCCAUUGGCAGGGUGCUUCCCAACCUUGGCUACAAUUCCAGUUUGGAUUGGCUUAUAUCAAGCCCUCUCUAAUGUUGCAAAUGAGGGAUUGUUGACUGAAGGUUUCUUUUGGAUCCCCUCCCUCGGUGGACCAACCACUAUUGCUGCCCGACAAAGUGGUGCAGGAAUUUCUUGGCUUCUUCCUUUCGUGGAUGGACAUCCUCCAUUGGGCUGGCAUGACACUGCAGCCUACCUAGUUCUUCCUGUGCUUCUUGUUGUUUCUCAAUAUGUCUCAAUGGAGCUUAUGAAGCCACCCCAGACGGAUGAUCCUUCUCAAAAGAACACGUUGCUAGUGUUGAAGUUCCUUCCUCUAAUGAUCGGAUAUUUUUCCUUGUCAGUGCCGUCUGGUUUAUCCAUAUACUGGUUUACAAACAAUGUCUUGAGCACAGCGCAACAAGUAUGGCUGCGGAAGCUAGGUGGGGCAAAACCUGUUGUUGAUGCUGGUGCUAAUACCAUAAUUACUGCAGGACAGGCAAAGCGCUCAACUUCACAAUCAGCUGCCAACAUUGAACCACUUCCUGGUGAUAGGUUUAGGCGAUUGAAAGAAGAAGAGAAGCAAAAGAAACUAAAUAAGGCAUUGCAAGAGGAUGAGGUUCAGGCAUUAGCUUCUGAUUCUGAUGAAAGCUCUGAUGAAGAGACAAAGGACAAGGAUUUGGAGGAGGCUUUGGCUUCAAGUAACAGUAAGCAAGUUGUUGAUUAUUCUUCCCAAAGAAAGGGUAAGAGAUCAAAGAGGAGACGAUCAUCCUGAGCAUGCCUUGACACAUUUCUUUCUCCGGACAAGAGCUUCUCUGGUGCCUUAGUUUCUUUUAGAGAGUUGCCUGUUAAACAGAUUAGGCAGUGUAUGUAUGUUUUGACUGUGAUGGCCUGUGCAAUUGAUUGAUAGCAUCAAAUGUAUAAAUUACAUGGGGGUGCAUGAUGUCCCUCUUUGCAGGCAUAUUUAUAUGUGCUUGCUUGCUAUUUAUAAGGCUUCUUCUUAAUGCCCAUUUCCUUAAGCGGAUGUAAUUUUCUUUCAUUGGUCUUUAUGCAAACGUUAAGUUCACCUCA